UGUGCUGUUUGUCCUAUUUCCCAAGGCUGUCUAUAUAAGGUACCUGUGCAGGAGAUUGGGAGUAGUAUGUGGAGGUGCAGCCUGCUGGAAUAGUUUGGACAAGAUCUGCAAAAGUUGGAGCAUUUAUUUAAGAGGAAUUCUGCUUUUAUACUGCUCCCCAGCAGCCUCCUGGUUUGUGCGUCUGUCCCGGACGAGGGGGCGGUGGGGUGGCGCCACGUCAUAUCAGCCGCCGCGCUCUGAUUGGCUGCCGAUUCUCACCCGACACAGCUGUGAUUGUUUUCUGCAGAGGAAGCUCUCGUCGCUGGAGGGGAUCGAGCAUCAGCUGAGGCGCGAAUGAUCAGGAGCGGAGCUUUCUCUUUGGACCAGACACUGAAGACGUCUGGAGAUCAAGCCCCAAAGUGCCAAAUGCCCAGACUGGAGGACCACUGCUGGAGCUGCUCCUGUGCACCAAGGGUCGAAACUAAACACUCAUCUGAGGCCAACUGGUUAGCAUCCAAAGCCGAAGAGAUGAUGUCCAUCAUCACCUCGGUGCUCAGCAAUGCCUACGGCUCUCUGCACGACGUCCGGACGGCCAACCUGAUCCGGAGGGGUCUGGUCCUCUUCACCGUGGGUGCGUUUCUCGCCCUGGUGCUCAACUUGCUGCAGAUACAAAGAAAUGUCACCCUGUUUCCUGAGGAGGUGAUGACAACUUUGUUCUCCUCUGCCUGGUGGAUCCCUCCUUGCUGCGGUACAGGAGCCGCUGUUGUCGGCCUGCUGUAUCCCUGCCUCGACAGCCAUUUGGGAGAGCCACACAAGUUCAAGAGGGAGUGGGCCAGCGUCAUGAGGUGCAUCGCCGUGUUCGUGGGCAUCAACCACGCCAGUGUUAAACUAGACUUCGACAAUAAUGUGCAGCUCUCCCUAACGCUGGCCGCCUUGUCCUUGGGCCUGUGGUGGACGUUCGACCGGUCCAGGAGCGGCUUUGGUUUGGGACUCACCACUGCUGUCCUCGCUACUGUGUUCACACAGCUGCUGGUCUACAACGGAGUCUACCAGUAUACAUCUCCAGACUUCUUGUAUGUACGCUCCUGGCUUCCAUGCAUAUUCUUCUCAGGCGGUGUUACCGUGGGAAACAUCGGACGCCAGCUUGCCAUGGGUGGCGUCGAGAAACCCCACAUGGACUGAACGGAACAGAAAACCAGGCGAAGGACAGCCAAUGUAAAGACGGACAAGUACAAAGAGCGAGGAGAAUAACAGGAGAAAAAGGACUCUGUUUUGACUUUAUCCUUGUUCUCAUAACAAAGUGCGGGUCAGCAAAUCCCCUCAUCUAACGUGCCAUGUCCUCUGCACCUCCUCGUGGCCAAACAACCUCUCCCUCCCACCUCUGCUCUACUCCAUUAGCAUUAAGACUUCCUUCUCACUAGACGGGACUGACAGUGUUUGCCUUCUCUUUUUUUCUUUGUUGUUGUUGUUGUUUUGUUUUUUUUUGAAGUGAACUGAUUUUAUUUUCAUGCUGGAAGUUCCUGUCUUUCCUGCAGUUUAUGGAGUGGAAGCGUGCGCGUGUGCUUUAGUGUGGAUGCGUCCUGGUCUUAACAGGAAAGACUGUUUUUGUGUUGUUUUUAGCCUGAAUAUAUUAUGAUCAUAAAAAGGGAAAUGUUGUAUGAGUGGGCAAAAAAAAUGUCUUCACUCUCACGUACAGUAGAAAUGUAUUCAGCAGCUUCAGUUGCAUCACUGUGGUGCAGGGGAGAUGUAUGUUCCCAGUCAAACCAAAUUAAGUAUUUAUUUUGUAAGUUUUGAAUGACCCCAAACCAAAUGUAGCCUGAGUUUGCAAAUGAAUGACGCCUCCCGAUUUGGAAGGAAUAGUUAGGGAGUUUCUUUUUCUCUAGAGAUUGAGAUGGGAAGAUUGAUGCCACUCUCACGUCUGUAUGGUAAAUUUUUUGCUAAAGCCAGUAGAAGGGGAAAUGUGUUGGUCUAUAUUUGCUAUAAAGACAUGAGUGGUAGCCAUCCUCUCAUCUUAAGCUGAACUUUUGUUUUAAAGGUCCAGUGUGUCUAAUUUAGGGCGCUAUGUUGGCAGAAAUGGAAUGUACUGUAUGUGUUCUUUGGUGGCCUAGAACGAGCUGUUUAUAUCUACAGUACAUAGGGAGUGGGUUCAUGGUGGCGGGGUCAGCAGCCCUUCGCGACAGGCGGUGUCAGAAAACACUGAUUAUUUAAAUACGUGAAACAGCUUUAUUCAGUGUUUUUACUGCUUUUAAUCACCUCUAGGGUCGCAUUUAUAAAAGAGCGCGUAGGAUCCAUACUAGAAACAUACACACAGACAAAAGCCAAAAGAUAUUCGACAGUUUCACCAUCAGCGUCGCCAAUGUCCCGUCUCCAAAAUGUUCGUAAGCAUGGGUCAAAGUUUCUCCCAUCAAGUCUUCUUUUAUAGAUCACAACUUUUGCGUGGUUGUGGUCACGUACGCUAUUUUCAGGCCUCGUUUUGUGCGUACGCAGUGUUCAUAAAUGAGACCCCUUGCAUGUGUUUUAUAGAGGAGGAGACCUCUGCAGAUAAUUCGACCCCUGAUUUUUAAAAAAAAAUAAAUAAAAAAUAAAAAAAAAAACCUCCUGAACAAUUAUCACUGAAGGAAUCAUACUGGAAGAAGUUUCAGCUUGUUUGCUAUCUGCGACCCUUACCGCUAGAUGCCACUAAAUCCUACACACUGUACCUUUAAAAUGACAGUAGAGAAUGGCAGAUAGAAUGAAGAGAGAUAAGAAGUAUGUACAGGAGUGCCAAUUAGUUUGUACUGGCUGAUGGUCACUUGUAUAUAUGACGACAUUAGGUAUACCACAAGUGAAAAUGCUAAGUAUUUAGGUUCCUCAUUUAUCUGUCUGCCAGUUCACAUUUUAUUUUUUGGAAAACUACCCUGAGACCUUCAAUACGUUGUUUUGUCUGUGUCUAACAAGUGCAAGACAAACAUACAGAGGAUUGUUUAGUAAGAAAGUAGGCAAAAGGAAGACGUCAAAGUCUGAAUUGAAAAAAAAAAAAUGCCAGUACUGUAUGUGCACAUUUUGUGUAUUUUUUAUUAGCUGAGCAAAAGACAGCCACCACAGUGGGCCAUGUUUUUUAAGAAUGUACCACCAGUGCUGAUCUAGUCCUCCAGUGAUUCUGUCGAAUUUGUGACCAGGUGUUAAAUGUCUUUGUGAUCGUACACAUUUCCCACUCCAAAUUCAAGCUAGUGUUAAAAGUUUGGGAACAUACAGCAGUUAAAGGAGAGGGCGGGACAUUAUUACUUAAGAUUUGCAAUCUGUGAUUGCCUGUGUAUUAUAGAAUGUAGUGCUUUUGUCACUAUAACAGUUUAGUUUUAUCAUUUGUACAAACAUAAUGACAUUAUUGCUUGUGUAUAAUGGCUUUCCUAUGUGAUCAGACAGGUAUUAUUGCUAGACCUACAGUAUGUUAGUUAGCGUUUGGGGGUCUAGAGGAUUAAGUGCAAUCAGAAUAUACAUGAGCCGAUUAUUCCUCCUUAUUUAUUUCUUAUUAUUUCUGACAGUGGCUAAACAAAAAAGAUAACUUGUUGUAUAUGCAGUGUGGAUACUUAAAAAAAAAAAGCAAUAACAUCUUUCUUUUUUGUGAGCAGGAUUGGUGUCAGAGAUUACAUGCCUUCAGAGUCAAAACCAAUGACGACAUAAAAAAAAUAUUGUGUCAAACUGUGUGUGUAGGAAAAAAAAAUUUAGUUGCAUCGUCGAAGGAAUUUUAUUUUUUUAAAUGUGUUUUUGUGGCAGAUCACUUCAGGUUGAAUCUGCUGACAUUCAGGUGUGUUAAACUGAAGAGGAAGCUUUAUUUUUUUGGAGGUGGUGAAGCACCUUUUUGUUUCGAUGUUUUAGAGUUUUUGUGUGUCUGAUAUUUUAGCCGUGUAUCAUUUUUGCUACCAUGGAUUUAAGUGAAAAAUAAAAAUACCUGAUAAGGA
This is a messenger RNA of Epinephelus fuscoguttatus (brown-marbled grouper), 3917 nucleotides long. RefSeq names its product insulin induced gene 1 (gene insig1). The record is from RefSeq and is a predicted model, not a curated record. Gene Ontology annotation, biological process: cholesterol biosynthetic process; SREBP-SCAP complex retention in endoplasmic reticulum; cellular response to insulin stimulus. NCBI's taxonomy places the organism in Eukaryota, Metazoa, Chordata, Actinopteri, Perciformes, Serranidae. The transcript has 8 exons. Gene Ontology annotation, cellular component: SREBP-SCAP-Insig complex; endoplasmic reticulum. Bases 334 to 1161 code for a protein of 275 amino acids.